UUGACGCGGAGUGACGGCGAGCAGCGAGAGUGAGGCGUUCGCUGAGAGGCGUGACUUCGUGACACUUUUCCAGCUGAGGCGUGGUCGCGGUGGUCUCUCCGCUCGGCUUAGUCCGCCGCCGUCUCGUCGCCGUCCAGUUUCCUAGGACCCCCUCGUGUGGCCGCUGCGAGGUGCCUGCGGGACGUGCUCUCCGAGCCAAUGGAAACGAGGCCUCUCGUAGGCUGCCGGGGUGCAGUCGCAGGAAGUUCGGGGUUUUCUAACCGCCGCCCAGGCGCACGGUUACCAUAGAGACGAAGAUAAGCCCCCCCCACCCCCUUUCAGAGCCCCGUCCGCAUGUCAUGGCAGACGCCUGCGGAAAGUGCUCUCCUCUACCAGGUCUCCGGUCCGCGAGUCCCUGCCUUCGCUCCUCGCAUGUGUUCUGCACUUACCGUGUCCAGCUCUUCAUGGGUCCCGUCAUGCCCCCCAGCAAAAAGCCGGAAGGUUCCGGCAUCGGCGUGGCCAGCGGCCUGAGCCCCUUAUGCGGGGCGCGUACGCUCAGCCGGGCCCUGCAGGAGGCGGAGGACGUGGACGUCCCGCUGGCCAAGCCUCACAUGGAGGACGAGGAGCUGACCAACCUCAAUUGGCUCCACGAGAGCAAGAACCUGCUCAACAGCUUCGGCGACCAGGUACUCCGCAGCGUCAGCCCCUUGCAGGAGCUGGAGGACGACACGCCGCCCUCGCCGGCGCCCUCGGACCUGCCCUACGACGCCAAGCACAACCCCAACUGCAAGCCCCCCUACUCCUUCAGCUGCCUCAUCUUCAUGGCCAUCGAGGACUCUCCCUCCAAGAGGCUGCCCGUGAAGGAUAUUUACAACUGGAUUCUUGAACAUUUCCCCUACUUUGCCAAUGCCCCCACAGGGUGGAAAAACUCGGUCCGACACAACCUGUCCCUUAAUAAGUGUUUCAAAAAGGUGGACAAGGACAGAAGUCAGAAUAUUGGAAAAGGUUCAUUGUGGUGCAUAGACCCGGAAUACAGGCAGAACCUGAUACAAGCCUUGAAGAAAACCCCUUACCACCCAUACUCCCCGGUGCUGGCCACACCUCCAACAUCUCCUCAGGCAUAUCAAAGCAUGUCCAGCCCUCCUCUUUGGCCAGGGAGUCCCUUCUUCAGAAAAAAUGGGGAAGUCCUCCUGCCAGUCCCUCAGGGAGUGAUACAGAAUGGAGCACGGAUGGUCAGCCAAGGCCUGUUCCCUGGAAUCAGAUCCCUUCCCAUCAACCCCAUCGGGAGCAGGGCAGCCGUUGUGAGGUCAGUGCUAAGCGGGUACCGAAUGCGCGGCGACGGUGACCCUUCCUGUGACUCUCCACUGGUCAGCAGUGACCCCAAGGACGACCAUAAUUACAGCACCAUGCCUGGGGGCCUGACGCCCAGCGCCGGUUUAAAAGAGGAGGCCCCCCGCCCCGACGGCCAGACCAGCUUGCUCUGCAACGACACCAACAGCGAGACGGAGGAGGACGACAAGGCUAGGGUGAAGAAGGAAGCCACGGACUGGCCGAUAGAGGGUGCCGGCCUGGUCCAGCACAAGAAGCGCCAACAUUGGACCAGACUGAAACCGCGCUCGGCCAGCGACUCGCUGCCCCUGAAAAAACGGCGCACGGAAAAGCCCCCCGAGAGCGAUGACGAGGAGAUGAAGGAGGCAGCCGGCUCGCUGCUGCACUUGGCUGGCGUGCGUGCCUGCCUCAACAACAUCACCAACCGGACGGCCAAGAAGGACCAGAAGGAGUCCAUGAAAACCUGAGACUGAGGAAAGGCAAAAAUGUCACUUGGAAUAGAAUUUACAAUUAUUUGUUUUUUCAGGACAUCAGGUGAAUUCUAAUGAUUUGUGGCAAUAUCAACAAUCACUUUGUUUUCCUAUCCUUUAGAUACUGUUUUUUGAGGGUUUUUAAGUUUUGUUUUUUAUUUUCUAUUGUGUUUUUAUUUUUUUUAUUUUUUUUAAAGGAGAUUAAAGCCAUAGCAAAACUUUUUUCUGAUGUUCAGCUAAUUUAGGAACACGUUUUUCUUUGCUGAAUUGUAAGAGUGCGCGUGAGACAAAAGCAGUCCAACUCCUACGUUUCCCUGAUUGGCACGGGCACAGCGUCACGACGGAUCGCCGCACACACUCUGCGCUUUGCUAUCAGCCUGCACAAGUGUGAGGCCCGGCAGUGGUGGAUGGGGCAGGUAUGCGCUCCUGUGCCCACCUGGCAGGUAGCACUGCGUGGGCGGCCCGCACCCCGCGUCCCCCCGACGGAGUUGUAGGUGGGGGGAGGGGUUUGCAGGAGCUCCGCUAAGACCGGACACCCCUUCGCUUGUGCUGGCAGCCGCUCUCUAUCUCCUUCAGAUGUUAGAAAAGUCACUGAAAGCCAUAAGCUAUUGUUCCAGGGCAGUGUGUGCAAAAAAAAAAAAAAAAAACAAAAACUCUGAAAUGUCUUCAAAACUGCCUGUUUUUUAAGCAAUUGAAUUAAGUUAUAAGCAAGUGAUAAGAAACGGUGAUAUUUUUCUGUAUUAAUCUAAAGUGAAACAAACAUUUAACGAGAUUAAAAAAAAAAAAAAAUGCUACGAAACCUGCCAGUGGUGUUUUAGUAAGAAAGUUAAAUUACUGUGGAGUAACUUUAUUUUUUGUUUUUUUGGGGUUUUUUUUUCGUUUGUUUUUUUUUUCUCACACCCUCAUGACGUAAUAAGCAAUUUCAUCCUGUCAGGAUAGCACUGUAUAAAAGUUACACUAGAUUUUUUUUUCCUCCUUUCUUAAUUUAAGCAAUGUAGCCAGCAGGAUUUUCCAAAUCGUGUUGCAUGGGUUCUGUAAACAAAAGAAAACUGUUUUUUAUUCAAAGUUCAUGUAAGGUAAAUAAUGUAUUUAGCAUGGAGCAUGAAUUAUUUUCAUAUAAAUAUAGAUCCUAGAGAAAAAGGCUUUGCCUCUAAUUUUUAUGCCCAUAGGCCUAGAAUGUUUUG
Messenger RNA from Scleropages formosus (Asian bonytongue), 2962 nucleotides. RefSeq names its product forkhead box N3 (gene foxn3). The record is from RefSeq and is a predicted model, not a curated record. Gene Ontology annotation, biological process: regulation of DNA-templated transcription. NCBI's taxonomy places the organism in Eukaryota, Metazoa, Chordata, Actinopteri, Osteoglossiformes, Osteoglossidae. The transcript has 6 exons. The coding region runs from base 339 to 1775 and encodes 478 amino acids. Gene Ontology annotation, cellular component: nucleus. Gene Ontology annotation, molecular function: DNA-binding transcription factor activity; cis-regulatory region sequence-specific DNA binding.